Molecule: messenger RNA, 1030 nt
Organism: Plutella xylostella (diamondback moth)
Lineage: Eukaryota; Metazoa; Arthropoda; Insecta; Lepidoptera; Plutellidae
Product: neuroglobin
Molecular function (GO): oxygen binding; heme binding
Source: RefSeq, a predicted model, not a curated record
GCAUUAUCAUAGCACUUUUAUUUUAGUUAUCGAAACUUUAUAGAAGAGAUCGCGCGCAACGAACCGCCUCGUUCGAAAUAGAUUUACCAAUAUCGAUCCAGCGCGAGAGGAAAAAUACCAGACGUUAUUAAUAAAUUACGGCUAUUAGUUCGCUAUUUCUAUCAUAAAUAAUAUUAAUCUAAAAUAUACCACACGGAAUUGUGACGCGGACUAAAGAAAACGAUACUUUAAAAUACAUUUUCAAUGCCAAAGUUUCUCACUGAAUUUCCGAUACAACUAAGUUUAGAGAAAUCAUAUUUUCGCUCACGUACCUGUCUGCCAGUGUGGUCGGCUGGUCGUGGCAUGUGCAGUGUGUAGAGCAGCAGGAGCAGCAUGGGGUGCGAGCUGUCCCGCCUGGCGCGCCCGCCGCCCCCGCCCCCCGCGCCCCCCACCGCCCCCGGGGUGCCGCUCACCCCGCGCCAGGUGUACCUCAUGCUGGCCAGCUGGAAGGGCAUCGCGCGAGCCAUGGAGCCCACCGGAGUGCACCUCUUCAUCAAAUUGUUCGAGGAGAACGAGGAGCUGAUCGGCUUGUUCGAGCGCUUCGAGACGCUGAAGACCCACGAGCUGCGCCAGCACUCCGCCGAGCUCGCCGAGCACGCCACCAAGGUGAUGCACACGCUGGACGCGGGCCUGCGCUCACUCGGCGACGCGGAGGUGUUCGACGCGAGCGUGCGCGCCGUCGGCGCCUCGCACACGCGCAUCCCCGGGUUCAAGGCACACUACUUCUGGCGCGUGGAAGCGCCGUUCCUGGCGGCGGCGCGCGCCACGCUCGGUGACCGCUACAGCGACAAUGUGCGCGACAUCUACACCGCCGCCAUCCGCCACGUGGUGGCCACGCUCGUGCGCGGGUUUACCGACGCCGCUGGUGACCCGGCCGCCGGUGGUGACCCGGCCGCCAGUAGUGACCCGGCCGCCGGUGGUGACCCGGCCGCCAGUAGUGACCCGGCCGCCGUCACUACCGACCCUGCGACCAACACCCUACCCUAAACAU